This is a messenger RNA of Fusarium sp. VM40, 1500 nucleotides long. The record is from the annotation of a GenBank genome assembly. Lineage: Eukaryota; Fungi; Ascomycota; Sordariomycetes; Hypocreales; Nectriaceae.
AUGCGCGAGAUCGUCAGCCUUCAGCUAGGUCAGCUGGGUAACUACACGGCCACCCAUUUCUGGAAUGCCCAGGAGUCAUAUUUUACAUACUCAGCCGAUGAAAACCCUGUUAUUGACCACGAUGUUCACUGGCGUGCUGGCUUGGGUGCCGAUGGCUCAGAGACCUUUCUUCCACGAACAGUCAUAUAUGACAUCAAAGGCGGGUUUGGCUCUUUACGCAAGAUUAACGCACUCUAUGAGGCCGAAUCAGAGGCAAACACAGAGGCUCUGUGGUCAGGCCGAUCGGUUGUUCACAAGCAGACUCCGAUUGACCCCAGCGCAUACCAGCAGAGUCUAGAUGCAGGCACUGAACCUGCACAACUGACAACAUCAAAUGUGCGAUACUGGUCUGACUUCUCACGAGCCUACUUUCACCCAAGGUCGCUGGUCCAACUCUAUGACUUUGAGCUCAACUCAACAACUAUGCCAUUUGAGCGCUUCUCCAUGGGAACAGAGCUCUUCUCAAUGCUCGACAAGGAGCAUGACCUGGUUGAUCGUGACUUUAGACCAUUCGCAGAAGAGUGCGACCGAAUGCAGGGAAUACAAGUCUUGACCACCAUUGACGAUGCUUGGGGCGGUUUCGCAUCUUCCUAUCUCGAAUCUUUGAGAGACGACUUUCCAAAGACCACUAUUUGGACAUGGGGCCUACAAAGUCCUUUGCUUGAUAUACCCAGGGCCAAGCGCCAGCUUCGUCUUGCUAAUACUGCCCACAGCAUUGAGCAGCUCUGCACACAGUCAUCGACGCUUGUACCCAUGGCUUUACCUGAAGAGGACCUUUCAGCUGGAGUAUCCAUGGAUCGCCGCUCACCAUGGCACACAUCUGCUCUUAUGGCCGCCGCGAUAGAAACGGCGACUCUACCUUCGCGCUUAGCGCAGGGACCUUCAGUGCAGCAGAGUUCUUUAGAUAUCAUGGCCGAGAGCCUGAAUGUGAAUGGCAACCAGCCCCUUGCAAGCAUGCGUAUGUCUCUAGCUGCCGAAAAGGAGGCAUCAGAGGACAGCCGGAUAGACGUCAAUUUCUUUCAAGUUGGCCGGGCUUGGAGCAGACAGUAUAUUGGCAGAAAAGAAACUCAGAAUCACGUUUUCGGCGAGAUUAAGUCUUACCGAGAUCUUGACCCCUUGGAGAAUGCCAACGAAGGCACCCCUGGACAGCUUGCUCCUGGCGAACGACCUGUAAUAGGGAAUUCAAUUAUGCGCAAGUACGACUCAUCUCUCAGAUUUCCGUUAUUGGACUCCUAUCCCCAGAUCUAUCCCCAGCUGGCAGGGCAAUCAGAUAUCGGCAUGCAGACUACCCUUUCAACAAAUAGCUCUAUGGUUCAACGCAUCAGAACACUGCGGACGGAAUCGGCACGUCUUGUACCCGUCAACGAGAGAGAGGAUCUUGGCAAUGGAUUGGCGGAGCUGGCGGAUGCAUAUCAAGAUGGGUGGUUCAGUGGUAGUGACGAGGAUGAUGAUGAUUUAUAG